AUGGAAGCCGACAGCAGCAGCAGUCCUUGGCAUCUUAUUCAGGACUUGGAGGCGCAGAGCGGGGGUGUUGGGCCUCCUUCGUCCUUCGAAGAGCCUCCGGUGAGCCCUCCUUAUAGCCUGGAUGAGGAUAUAGUCUAUGAACCUUCUAUACAGGAGGAAGCUGCUUGGUAUGGGCAGGUGCGCGAAGCGGAUGAUUCGGAGGGCCCUCAGCCAGCCGAAGCAGUGACUCGUCGUGGUCUUGAUAAUGAUCAGGUCACCGAGGAUGCACAUCAAUCAGUGUGGCGUGGGCCUUCCUUGACAGACGAAGCCUUUACUAAGCUGGCAGCGGAUGCUUCUUUCAAGAGGAUGCGUUUGGAGAGACCUCGUCAUUGCUGGGAGAACAGUCGCCUUUUUGGGGGGUCAUCGAGUCACCUUUCUUUAAGCAAUUGGCUUGCAAGACCUCCUUCCGUGGGCAUUAGGGAAACCCUGAAUAGGCCCGAGCCAGAUGAGAAGUUUGGCGGCGAAGGGGCAGCUGAGAUUCCUUGGACCAUUGAGAAAAAGCUCAGGGGCAUGCGGCUUGUUAAGUGUGAUGAGGAUGAGCGGAACUACGCUCUGAAGAAGCUUAAGGCUGUAAUACUCUUGGACCCUCCUGCUACGGCCCUGGGCUUGAGUUUGGUUCGGCAAACAGGAGCCCUGGAAUCUGACGAGGUUGUGGCUGCAAACUUCUGCGACGCUUUUAGUGCCAAGGCGUCUGGAACACCUACGAAGCGAGCCUCUUCCUUGCAGAGGUUGGUUCUUCAACUGUAUCGACAGAACGUAGACUCGCCCUGGCGAAUUACAGAGAGAGACUUGUAUGCUGCACUGGGCGCGCUGCGUGAUGGGGGUUGUGGGGCCACGGCUCCUGCCCACAUCCUGGAAAGCUUGCGCUUUGUUCACAGCAUUGCCAGGUUCUUGUACUUGGAUCUCGAAGUGGUGAUUUCAGCCAGGUGCAGGGGAGUGGCUCAUUCUUGCUUCUUGACAAAGGCCCCUUUGGUGCAACGCGAUCCAUUAACUUGUGAACAGGUUAAGCUUUUGGAGGAGAAGAUGGUCAGAGCGGGGCCAGUGGUACAGUGCAUUUUGGGUCAGAUUCUUUUCUGUGUGCAUGCGGUAUGCCGAUGGAAGGAUUCUCAGCGCCUCAAGGUGUUGGAACUCAUUGGGAGUGGGGAAAGCCAGAUUCUCUUUGGGGAUGCCUUGGGGAGCAAGACUUCGUUGAGCAAGGAAGCGAAAACAAAGCUCACCCCUUAUGCAGCGCUGGCCCAGGGACUUACAGAAUGCAACUGGGGGUCGCUGCGCCUGGAGGCUUGGGGAUCCACGCAGAUGGGAGCUGCAGAAGCUUCGGCAUGGAUGCAGGAGUUGCUUGUAG
Messenger RNA from Symbiodinium sp. CCMP2456, 1381 nucleotides. NCBI's taxonomy places the organism in Eukaryota, Dinophyceae, Suessiales, Symbiodiniaceae. The record is from the annotation of a GenBank genome assembly.